This is a messenger RNA of Rhea pennata, 3500 nucleotides long. It is a transcript of the gene ATF3, whose product is annotated as activating transcription factor 3. Gene Ontology annotation, cellular component: nucleus. Gene Ontology annotation, molecular function: RNA polymerase II cis-regulatory region sequence-specific DNA binding; DNA-binding transcription factor activity, RNA polymerase II-specific. Gene Ontology annotation, biological process: regulation of transcription by RNA polymerase II. The record is from RefSeq and is a predicted model, not a curated record. The transcript is spliced from 4 exons. NCBI's taxonomy places the organism in Eukaryota, Metazoa, Chordata, Aves, Rheiformes, Rheidae. The coding region runs from base 169 to 714 and encodes 181 amino acids.
GCGGCAGAGGCGCGGCGAGGCGGGCGGCGAGCGGCGAGCGGCGGCGCUGCUGCUGCUGCUCCUCCUCCUCCUCCUCCUCCUCUCCCGGCGGCGGAGCGGCGGCGGCGGCAGCGCGGAGCGGAGCGGAGCGCGCUCCCUGCGCGGCGCGGCGCGGCGGCGGCCAGCAAAAUGAUGGUCCAACACUCAGGCCAGGUAUCUGCAUUAGAAGUCAGCGCCUCCGCAAUUGUUCCCACUUUGUCCCCUGCAGGGUCACUGGGGUUUGAUGAUUUCUCAAAUUUAACCCCUCUGGUGAAAGAGGAACUGAGAUUCGCCAUUCAGAACAAGCGUCAGUCCCACAGAAUGUCUUCCACACUGGACACAGUGACUGUUUCUGAAAGGCCAGUUGAAACGUCAAUCAUGAAAACAGAGUUUACUCCUGAAGAGGAUGAAAGAAAAAAACGGAGACGGGAAAGGAACAAAAUUGCUGCUGCAAAGUGCCGAAACAAAAAGAAGGAAAAAACAGAAUGUUUGCAGAAAGAAUCAGAAAAGCUGGAAACUAUCAAUGCAGAAUUAAAAGCCCAGAUUGAAGAACUAAAGAAUGAGAAGCAGCACUUGAUAUACAUGCUAAAUCUUCACAGGCCCACUUGUAUAGUCCGGGCACAAAACGGAAGGACACCUGAAGAUGAAAGGAAUCUCUUUAUUCAACAGAUCAAAGAAGGAACAUUACAAGGCUAAGUGAUACGGCAAACAUGGAAAUAUUUAUAGUAUAUUUUUAACAGCUACAAGAAUCCAUGGAGGAUCUGACUUAACGUAGGAUUCUAUUAGUCAAGAGCCUUUAGGAAGGGCAGAUUGCUUUCUUAAGCAGAAAGAAUCAUUUUGGCCUGACAGCGAUUCUUCCCCUUGGAAGAUCUGGUCUCAAUCAAAUCGGAGCGUCUUCUGCCUCAAAUAUAGGGUUUGCACCUGUCGUACUUGCUGUUCCUAGGAGCUACAGACAACAGCUUCAGAAGUGUUAGCUCUCUGCUAGUAUACAGUAUCUGCACUCACGACGUUUGUGCUAGAACACUAUGACUUGCAAUGAUGCAUGUGGUACAGACAGCUGUGCUGGAUGGACACUACCUUUCCUUAUUGCUGGAGGGGAAAGCAGACAGUAUUUUUUUUUUCCAGGUUUUGAAGUUUCCAGGAGGAUGUUUUCUGGCGGAAUGUACUGAUAUGUAAUACUGCAUUCUAACCAAACACACACACACACACACACACACACACACACACACACACACACAAACCUUUAGUUCCAACCAAGCUUUGUAAUAUUUUUUUUCACAACACUUGUGUGGGUUUUUUCUGUGACUCAUCUCAGAGACUGAAUUUGAAAAGUCUGGUAGGUGUGACAAAGAAGUGUUUCUUGCAACACAACCAUGUGGCUAAGUUUGUGCUUUAUGAGCUGGAACCCCACCUACUAUCCUUUGGGGACUAUAAUUUUUCCUUGAGUUGCUGCAGAGCAUUUUGUACCACCACUCGGUGACUGGGUGAAUUGGACCCUUAGGAGAGAGGAAACUAACUAUGAAGGGAUUUUGAUAAGGAUUUUGCCUGAGUAAAGAAUUGCAGAACUGAAUCCCAGGCUUGUGAAUCAUGCAAAAUACAACUUAAAAAAAGAGAAAAGACAUUUUAAUCUAGGAUCUGAUCCUGCAAGCUUUAAUUUGUGCUUCGAAGCCUCAUUCAGAGAAGAGGUUCAAUGGACUUCAGUAGGUCUGGUUAUACAGAUAGCUCUUACAAACAUAAGGGCAUGACAAAGCCCUGUCCAUCCUUGUCAGGAUUACUUCCUAUUGCCUGAUGAUUCAGAAGGGAAAAAUGUGAUUGCAGUUACUUUAUUUUACAUUUGAGUGGUGACUACAGUCAAUCAGAAGUGUUAUUUAGAAUCUGAAGGAGGCAAGAGUUUUGGUGUAGUGAAUAAGUGUUUUUAUUAAGUACUAACCUUAGAUGUUUCUGAACUGGUAGAAGAGCUGCUGGAGAAAACAGUUGGAGCUAUGAGUGUUUAAAUUCUGAUGUUUCUGUGAAAUUCUCAGAUUGUUUAAUCCUAUAAAAUAUAUCAUUACAAUUUUCUGUAAAAGAAAAUAUCCUUAUUUAUCACUAAUAUCCUAAUGAGUAAAGUUAAUAAAUACUACAAGCAAGAUAAAACUGAAAACACAAGUGUUGUGCUGUUUUUUUGCUUUUAUCUCUUGGUGUUUAAUAUUAUAUAUUCCUAAACUUCAACAGUUGUAUUUGAGACACCACUAUUUAAAACCUUUAUCCUGCCUCUUUUCCUCAGAUGAGGUACUGAGUAUCUUGAGUGAUUGGAUGCAGAGAUUAUACCUUCCAAAAUUUUAUAUCUUGAUCAGUGGUGUGUGGCUGCUCAAUGUCACAAUUUAAGUGAAGCAGACGAUAAGAAUGGAGCUUACUGUACAUAAUAUUUUACACCAGUUAAACAGUGUUGAAAUUGUUUUUAUUCUAAAGGCUAAACUUAAGGAUACCUCAGCCAUAAGCUUCUUACUUUGCAAGUCCCGGUUGAGUAUAUCAGAUAUCAUACCUGAUCCUUACACGAUCUUUAUAUUCUGCAACAGAACUUCUUAAUUUUCCUAAGAUCUGGAUAUAUUGUAAUGUCCUACAAAUGAUGUGAUGUUUAAAAGAUAUGUGCUUCAUGUAUUUGAAAAGUGAAUGUAUUAAAAGGCAACAUAUUAGGUCUGAUUCUGUCCUGAAAAUCCACUUUCUGAAUGUUGGAAGUAGCUUCCCUUGACUUCAAUGAGAGUUUUAUUAAAAAAAAAAUCCUGUAGGCUGAGUUUGGAGCCUCUGCUGCAACCACUGGCUCAGAGGGAGUGACAUGGGGAAUCAGUGGGGCCAGCUGUUUGUCAGACAACGGGUGUACGUGAAGCGUGUUACAAUAGCCUCGUCCAACAAACGUUCAUUGGCAUUUGAUUUCUGUCAUACAGAAGUACCAAACCGAGGCAUCAUCACAUUAUCAUACUCCUUGGCUUUGCCCUUUGUGUAUCAAAUGCCAACAGACAAGAGAGUUUGUCUCCUAUGCUGUUGUAAAGUGUUACUGCAGAGACUAGAGUAUAAUCACGGAAUUCGUGUCUCUCCUCUAGGGAAUUUGUAUGGUUGCUUUUAACCAUAUCACUGCUGACGCAGGCGUCAUGCUUUUGUUGCUCGAUGUUAUUUACUUAGCAUGCCAAAUGUUAAUAUGGUAUCACUACUAUUGUCAGAAGAUAAUUAUUUUUAUUUCUUUAUAUGCGCAGUCAUAGCUGCUUUUUUACUGUGUGUAUGUGUGUGUGCAUGCGUGCACCUGCACGCUAAUCUAGAAACGAUGGUACUGAAGUUAAUUUGACUGUGCCCAAGAGAAGAGUGUUUAAAAAGCUAGAAAGGAGCAGUAUGUUGCAUGAUUUUCUAAAACUAUACUUUAUUCAGGAGAACCUCUAAAAUGCAUUAAAAGCAAUUUGUUUUCUAUUCUCAUUUGUUUUGAUACUUUAAUAAAAAUAAUUAAUAUAUAUUUA